Messenger RNA from Nylanderia fulva, 2265 nucleotides. RefSeq lists its product as uncharacterized. NCBI's taxonomy places the organism in Eukaryota, Metazoa, Arthropoda, Insecta, Hymenoptera, Formicidae. The record is from RefSeq and is a predicted model, not a curated record.
AUGGCAGACACGACAACUAUAAUUACCAACGCCACCGCGCUAUAUGGCAAGAUCUCGCGCGCAUACGAUAACCUUCGGAAGCUCGGCGAGGCCAACAUCACACUCGGCGCGGUGGAAGCCCGGCUUCUGAAUCUCGACAAACUGUGGGAGAAGUUCGAUGCGAUGAAUGAUAUCUUGGCUGAGCGUGUAGACGAACUAAAACAUGACGCCUAUGCUAAACAAGACAUACCUUCACUCGGCGAGGAGUCUUAUCUAGUGAACAAGGGCCUGAUGUUGGAGUUGCGGCGUACUCUCCAGAAAAAGGAACGCGCCGCUGCUUCUGCUACUUCAGAGACAUCAACAUCGGCGCCUCGCACCACGCUACCUCGAAUCCAGCUGCCGACCUUUACGGGAAGAUACGAGGAUUGGCCGGCCUUCCGAGACCUCUUCGUUUCCCUCAUCGGCCAGGAUAAGACGACGAAGCCUGUAGAAAAAAUGCACUACUUGAAGAGCUGUGUCAAGGGCAAAGCAGAUCUUCUCAUCAGAGACCUCAGUUCUACCGAAGCUAAUUACGAACGAGCCUGGCAAACUCUAAGCGACUACUAUGAAAAUAAGCGCUUACUAACUCGCUCUUAUUUAACAAAUUUUUUAAGCCUGCCAAAGAUGAAGGGAGAAUCCGCUGCUGAGCUUAGGAAGAUAUUCCAUGGCAUCAAGACUACGGUCAGCUCGCUGACGAGCAUCGACCGGCCGGUAGGGAUUACUGAAGAUCUCUUUGUGCACCUCGCCGUUGACCUUCUCGAUAGUCGCUCUCGCCGCGAGUGGGAGACCUCCAUCAGUGAGACAAACGAACCUCCGCCAUACGCUCUGCUAGAGCGAUUCCUUGAGCGACGUCUUCACACUCUGGAGUCAUUACCCUCGACGAAGAUCGACGUCUCGCCCAACAAAACCGGCGGGAGUCAGUCGAAGUCGACUCGUACCCACCAUGCUCGUAAGCAGGACUCAAAAGAGCCCAAGGGAAACACCAGAGGACGCUGUUCAGCCUGCCAGGGUGACCACUUCGUGAUGCUGUGCGACACUUAUAAGAAAAUGACGGCCUCAGAGCGCAAGCAGCACGUCGAAGGCAACGACUUGUGUGGAAACUGUCUCGGCCGACACAAAAUCAAGGAUUGCGCCUCCAAGAAGAACUGCUCCGCGUGCAAUGACCGGCAUCAUACCUCACUCCAUGAUGCCUACCGCUCAUCUGAGACCGUCAAGACGUCGCACGUCAGCAAGGGACCGUUUCCGACGCCUGUAUCUGUACUUUUGGCCACGGCGCGCGUUCGCGUAUGCGAUCGCUAUGGUUUCUGGCAGUCAGUUCGCGCCCUCGUCGACCAAGUGUAUGGAGUCGGCGGGAAAAAGACAGGCGUCUCAAAGGGUAAAGUAGUACUCACCCUCCAGUCUCUUAGUGGCUGCCCUUCCAUCACCGUCCACGCUCUGGUGCUGCCGAAGCUGACCAUCUACGCCGGCGGCUACAACGGCGGCGAGCAAAACUGGUCUCAUCUUCAGGGUCUGGAACUCGCGGACCCUGAUUACCGCUCAGCUGAUCCGGUUGACAUCCUCCUUGGCGCGGACGUUUACGGUUCAAUCCUCUGUCAGGGCCUAAAAAAGGGAAAUCGACAUGAACCAAUAGCUCAACAAACUACGCUCGGCUGGAUACUGUCAGGCGUUGUUGGUGAGACGACUACCGGACAUCACGUUCACACUCACCAAUGCCAAAUUGAAGACGACGUCUCUAUCCUGGUGCGUCGCUUCUGGGAGCAGGAGGAGCUUCAACGGCCUUCACAACUCUUUUCUAAGGCUGACCAGGAGUGCGAGGAUCACUUCCUGCGACAUCACACUCGUACAGCCAACGGUCGAUAUGUGGUGAGACUGCCGACGAUCGAGCCUCUGCCUGACCUCUCAGCCACUCGACGCGCCGCCAGUCGGGCCCUGCAACACGUCAGCAAAAAACUAGAACGAGAAAGCACCUUCCGCAGCAUGUACGUGGAUUUCAUGAAGCAAUACUUGGACCUCAACCAUAUGAAGCCGGCUCCCCUGUCAACUACUGGAUCUCUACAACGAACCUGCUACCUUCCUCACCACGGGGUCCUGAGCGAAAGCAGUGCCUCUACUAAGUUGAGAGUGGUCUUCAACGGUUCGAGCUCCUUGGCCAACGGCGACUGUCUCAACCGAUUUCUGAUGACGGGACCCAACCUGCUUCCCGCCCUAGCUGACAUCCUACUACGGCGGAGAAGGCACCGAGUGUAA